Messenger RNA from Anthonomus grandis grandis, 2489 nucleotides. RefSeq names its product delta-1-pyrroline-5-carboxylate synthase-like. The record is from RefSeq and is a predicted model, not a curated record. Bases 133 to 2412 code for a protein of 759 amino acids. The transcript has 13 exons. Gene Ontology annotation, cellular component: mitochondrion; cytoplasm. NCBI's taxonomy places the organism in Eukaryota, Metazoa, Arthropoda, Insecta, Coleoptera, Curculionidae. Gene Ontology annotation, molecular function: ATP binding; glutamate 5-kinase activity; glutamate-5-semialdehyde dehydrogenase (NADP+) activity.
UUGACAAUGCUGUUGUUUAUUUAAUAAAAUACUAAAUUACUUUAGUAUUUUUUUUACACUUUUAAAAAUAAGUUUUGGGCAAAUUUUAGUUUCUUGGACCCUAGUUCCUGACCGGAAUGAAAAUUCAUUAUUAUGGCCCUAUCAAUAAAUUUAAAAAGUUCAGUAAAAAAGCCUUCAGGGUGGUGUCAAUGUACCAGGUUACUUACCGAAAAGAAACCGAAAAAGGAGGAAUGUAAGCCACUGGAACAUAAAAGACUUGCCUACCCAUCAAGAGAUUUAUUAAAAAAUGCCAAAAGAAUUAUGGUGAAGUUUGGUAGUGCGGUCAUAAUCCAAGAAAAGUGGAACAAAAUCGCUAUGAGUCGAUUAGCUAAUCUUAUAGAACAGAUGGUGGAAUUGCAUGAGGAAGGCAAGGAAAUUUUAUUUAUUACUAGUGGUAGUGUGGCACAUGGUAGAUCAAAACUGGGAGAAAAAGUUAAAGUGCAGUCUGGUACAAAAAUUGAUAAAAAACCUGCAGCAGCUGUUGGGCAGCCCGGUCUCAUGUUCCUUUACAAAGCACUAUUUUCAAAAUUCGACAUUCAGUGUGCCCAAGUUUUAGUAACAGAAGCGGACAUUUAUCAAGAUAAUAACAGAAAAGUACUUAAAGAUGUCCUCAAUCAUUUGUUACAGUACAGAGUCAUUCCUAUUCUGAAUACCAAUGAUGCUGUUUUGCCUCAACCUGAGAUUCCUUGCCCUACUUUAUGUGAAGGCAUCGCCCUUAGAGAUAACGAUUCACUGGCAGCAAUAUUAUCUACAGAAAUCGGUUGUGAUCUCUUAAUGAUUUUAUCGACGAUUGAUGGCGUUUUUACAAAGGAUCCAGAAGAUCCACAGGCAAGGAUUAUUCAUAAUUUUUCCAAGGAUAUGAUUAAGAAUGUCGAGUUUGGAAAAGCUAGUAAUGUUGGACUAGGUGGUAUGCAAAGUAAAAUAGCUUCUUCUCUAUGGGCAGUAGAUCAUGGAACAUCUGUGGUUGUAGCAAACGGACUUAAAGCAGAUACACUAAAAGCAGUAUUAAGUGGAAAGAAAAUUGGAACCUUUUUUAGACAACCUAAUCUUUGUGAUGAGGAUAAUACUGAAAUAAUUGCUGCCAGUGCAAGAUUGGGUGGUCGUGCCCUAAGUCUGCUCACAGGAGAAGAACGUGCAGCAUGCAUUAACCACUUUGCGGAACUCCUAGAUAAACGAGUCCCAGAUAUAAUGGCCGCCAACAAAAAAGAUCUAGAAGACGCUAAGAAAAUCGGACUUUCCAACGUACUUAUCGGUAGACUGACCAUAACUCCACCCAAAAUAAAAGCGUUAUCAGUAGGAUUAAGACAAAUAGCUGAUAAUUCCAAGACGAUAGUGGGAAAAGUUGUUAGGAGAACUUUAUUAGCAGAGGGUUUGGAGUUAACACAGAUUACAGUACCAAUAGGGGUAAUCUUGGUUAUUUUCGAAGCCAGACCGGAUGUUCUUCCUCAGAUCGCAGCGUUAGCCAUUGCUUCCGGUAAUGGUUUGGUGUUGAAAGGAGGCGACGAGGCUGUUGCUUCCAAUUUUGUUAUGAAGAGUAUUGUAGAUGAGGCCUUGAAGUCAAUAAAGUGCGAUGGAGCUAUUGGAUUGGUGAGCACAAAAGAAGAAAUUGCUGAUUUAAUCAAUUUGGACCAAUAUAUUGAUUUAAUCAUUCCAAGGGGUGGUUACAAACUAAUAAGGUUUAUUCAAAAUAAUGCCAAAAGGAUACCUGUUAUGGGCCAUUCUGAAGGAAUCUGUCAUAUUUACGUGGAUAAAGAUGCAUGUCUAGAAAAAUGCAUAAAGAUCUUAAUAGAUGCAAAAACUGACUAUCCAACUGCUUGCAACGCCGUAGAAACUCUCCUUUUGCAUAAGGAUCUGAUGGAAGGAGACUUUUUUGCAGAACUGUGUUGCAAUUUGAAGAACGCUGGUGUAAAAAUUAAUUCAGGUCCCAACCUCUCAAAUUUUCUCCAGUUUGGACCACCACUGGCUGCCACAAUGAAAAAGGAGUAUGGUGCCCUAGAAAUGUGCAUUGAAGUCGUUUCGUCUGUAGAAGAAGCCAUUAGUCAUAUUCACAAGUAUGGUAGUGGACAUACCGAAUCAAUUAUAACUGAAAACAAAGAAAUAGCAGAAGUCUUCUUAAAGUCCGUUGAUUCGGCUUGCGUGUUUCACAAUACAAGUACCAGGAUGUCUGAUGGAUUUAGAUUUGGUCUAGGUGCUGAGGUAGGAAUAAGUACAGCCAGAAUUCAUGCCAGAGGUCCAGUCGGUAUAGAAGGGCUUUUGACCACAAAGUGGGUGCUGCGCAGCCAAUGUGCGCACACGGCCAGUGAGUUUAAUGAACAGGACGGCCCUAAGUGGAUUCACAAGUCAUUACCUUUGGAUAACAAAAAGUCUUGCUAAAAAAUAAUGAACCAUUGAAUUAUAGUCUGUAUAUGUCAAGUCUUUUUUUGAGUUGUAAUAAUGAAAAUAUAAAAAUA